ACCGGUAGUUUCCUAUGGCAGUCCCUCUGGAGCCCAAGUCAGACUUAAAACAGGAAGUCUUUGUAACACACACAGACCAAGACAAGAUGUCCUCUGUGCCUGGGCUCACAGUUGUCUGCAUCAUGAGAAACAAAAAUCUACUGUUGCCAGGACUUUUGAUGCUGCUGCUGUUGACACUGGGAGCUGUAGCCCAGUACAGUAGAGACAUCAACAUGUGUGAACGACCGUUGAGAAAGUCCUGUGCAGCCUACGCUGACUGCCGGAGCAUGGACGACAGGUACUGCAUGUGUGGCCCAAGACAGGAGCUCAUUUCUGAGACAGCAUUCAGGAAUGAGAGUGAGAACAUGUGUCAAGGGAUCUUGGUGCUGCUGCUGUUGACACUGGGGCCUGCACAGAAACUGAAAGUCUCUGCCCCCACAGACUGUGCCCAGUGGUGCCCUCCAAAAUCCACGUGUGUCAAUGCCACUGCCUGUCGCUGCUCCCCAGGAUUCAUUUCGUCAUCUGGGGUGAUCUUCACCAGCCUGUCAGAGAGUUGUGAUGACAUCAACGAGUGUGGUCCCAAAUCGACAGUGUCCUGUGGGAAAUUUGCAGACUGCCAGAACACAGAGGGGAGCUACUACUGCACAUGCAUUCCAGGUUACAAGCUUGCUUCGGGGCCAAGAACAUUCAGGAAUGAGAGUGAGAACACAUGUCAAGUUCAAAAUCCUGAGAGAAGACCAGAUGACCAGGACCCAGAAGGAUGUUGUGUGGAGUCUAAGCAGAAUAACACGGAGGCACCCCCAUAUACACGUGGAGAAUUGGGUGAUGAGAAGGGGCUCUCAUCUAGACCAGAUAGCAGUGGGAGAUAUGGGGGACAAGCAGGCAUCUUUUUCCCCACCUGGAACCCACCCCGUGGAAUCAAGAGCCGGAGACUCUCCCGCUUCUUUAAAAGAUUCGAAGAUCUGGGCAGAAAUUUCAUACCAGCCUUUGUCCAGGACACCAUCCAGGAUGUCGUACAGGGGGUGGAUGAGCUGCUGCAGACCCCUGAGGACCUGGAGGCCCUGCCCCGCUCAAAGCAACACUGUGUGGCCACGAACCUGCUCGCUGGCCUGGAGAAUGUGCUGAGAAACCUAAGCCAGGCCCUGCCCAAUGGGACAUUGACCUUCAAUGCAUCUGCAGGCACAGACCUGUCCCUGAAGGUGCGGGAGCAAGGAGAUAAAACUGUCAUCUUGAGACAGAAUCAGGUGAAGAUGAUGCUGAACUGGGAUGUGGUGCAUGAAUCUGAGGACUCAGGUCCUUCUGUGGUGGGCCUCGUCUCCACUCCAGGGAUGGGCAAGUUGCUGGCGGAGGCCCCCCUGGUCCUGGAGCCUGAGAAACAGGCAGUUCUGCAUGGGGCACACAAGGGCGUGUUGCCAGAAGUCUCCUCUGUCCUGCUCUCAGAUGUCAUCUCUGCCUUUAUGAGCAACAAGGACACCCAGAACCUCAGCUCCCCCAUCACCUUCAUCUUCUCUCACCAUUCAGUGACCCCUGGGCCAAUGCAAAAGGUGUUCUGCGUCUUCUGGGAGCACAGUCUGGAUGGAUAUGGUCAUUGGUCCACCACAGGAUGCAGGAUGGUGACCACUGAAGACACCAGCACCACCUGCCAGUGCACCCAUCUCAGCAGCUUUGCUGUCCUCAUGGCCCACUAUGAUGUGCAGGAGAAGGAUACCUGGCUGGCUGUGAUCACAUACCUGGGGCUGGGCCUCUCUCUGAUCUGCCUCCUCCUGGCAUCCCUCACCUUCCUGCUGUGCAAAACCAUCCAGAACACCAGCACCUCCCUCCACCUGCAGCUCUCAAUCUGCCUCCUCCUGGCCCACCUGCUCUUCCUCAUGGCCAUUGACCGGACUGAGAUCAAGGUGCUGUGUGCCAUCAUUGCAGGUGCCCUACACUAUCUCUACCUGGCCUCUUUCACCUGGAUGCUGCUGGAGGGUCUGAAUCUCUUCCUCACUGCACGCAACCUGACGGUGGUCAACUACUCCAGUGUGAGCAGUAUCAUGAAGAAGUUCAUGUUCCCUGUGGGCUAUGGAGUCCCAGCUAUAAUUGUGGCCAUUUCUGCUGCAUCUAGGCCUCACCUGUACGGAACACCCACCCGAUGCUGGCUCCACACAGACAAAGGAUUCAUAUGGACCUUCCUUGGCCCUGUCUGCACCAUCUUCUCUAUUAAUUUGGCUUUAUUUCUGAUGACCUUCUGGAUUGUGAAAAACAAGCUCUCCUCACUCAACAGCGACAUGUCCACGCUCCAGAACACAAGGAUGCUGACAUUUAAAGCCACAGCUCAGCUGCUCAUCUUGGGCUGCACGUGGUGUCUGGGCAUCCUUCAAGUGGGUCCAGCUGCCCAUGUCAUGGCUUACCUCUUCACUGUCAUCAACAGCCUGCAGGGCGUCUUCAUCUUCCUGGUGUACUGCAUCCUGAGCCAGCAGGUCCGGGAACAAUACAAGAACUGGUUCAAAGGGGUUGGAAAAACCAAAGCUGAGUCUGAGAAGUACACUCUCUCAAGUGGGACCAUGUCUGAUGACUCCAAACACAGUGUGGAGAAUUAUAAUGAACAGCUAAGGCUGACGAACUUGUCUCUUAGAAAAUGAAGAAAAUGCUGGCUGCCAUCCUUUGGGAAGAGUAUAAAAGAUGCUUUUUCAUGUUUAUCACAAAUAACUCUUCUUGGCACCACUUGUAAGAGAAAGUAAGCAGUAAACAUUUGAUAUUCAGUUGCUGGAGACUUUUAGUUUUCUGGUGCAUACAACAUGUUCAUCUCACUCCCAGUAUAAUUAGGAGCUAUGACCCAAUAUCCCAGUAGAAACCUCUUCUACAAACGUUCUUCCUCAGGUUAAUGAUAUAUAACAAGGAAAAACAGCCUCAAAGGACUUUCCUGAAAUGACAUAAGAGGGAAAACUAAUAUUCACAUGCCUGCAUGUAAUAUAAACAACUAGUCCCAGUUGCUCAAGACUUUCCUGGUUUUAGUACCGGAAAUAUUAUAUCCCAGGAAACACUUUGGUCACAGGCAAAGUAGAUCAGUUGGUCCCCAUACAUACAUACAUGCCUCAACUUCUUCACUCUCCAUUUCUAAAGACUUACUAAUUUAUUCAUUCCAAAAAUAUGUGCUGGGAAUAGAUCAAGGAGAUCCAAUUCCUGAUUUCACAGAAUUUAAAUGUGGGAAGGGAAGGUUUCAUCAGAAUAAAAUCAGAGCUAGGGGACUAGAGUCUCUGCGUCUUUAUAUUUAUAAGUUGAGUUGUGGGAAAAGGUGUAUAUGGCUACUGCACAUUUUGUGAGAUGUAUUUAUAGAUAACAUAUUAUUUCACUCUCAUCAUGCAGUCUAAGCCAAAUCUAAAUCCAGAGAAGUUACACCUACAAGAAACUUCCCGAGGGCUCCCUCUGACCAAUUCUGUAUCAAUUUGAACAUCAAAGAAAAUGACUGUACAUGAUCAUGUUUUAAAUAACUUAACCAUGAGUCCAUAGUGAUACUUUAAAAGACCAUCAAAUAUAUGCAGAAAAUACAACAGAAUUAGAAGAGCAUGAUUCUUUCAAUAUCCAAUAAGUGGCCACUGAAAACAUUGAGUGAAAGUCUUUGGAGAACAGGGUGGGACCACAGAUUCAAAGAAUCACCUCACAGACUACCAAUUAUUUACAAGGGACAAAGUGUACAUUGGCAACAUGGAGAUCUGACAGCCACCAUCGGAAACUAAUGAUGAAGCUUAAUAUCAUCAGUGGUGGGCAAACUGACUUUAUGUAUCUCCUGAUAUGUCAUGAGGUUACAACAUCCCAUUUUUUGUAAAAAAGAAUUAUUAGCAAAUCACUCUAAUUGAAAUCUAAUCCAAACUUUAGGCUGUGAAUUGGCAAAGUAUAACAUUCCAGCCAAAUGCAGGGAGAUGCCUGUUUUUGUUAAUAAACUUUUAUUGGGACACAGCCAUACACAUUCAUUGUCUAGGCUGCUUUCAUGCUACAAUGUCAGAGUUGAGUUGUGACAGAGGCUGUAAGGAUACAAAGCUAAAAAUAUUUGCUACCUGGCCCUUUAUAGAAGAAGCUUGCUGGUCUCUGUAAUUUUAGACUUAACUUUCAAUAUAUACAAAAUACAGAAGACAAAACAAUUUAAAUGACAUCAUGAAGAAACCGUCAGGCAAAUCCUGAAUGCAGGCAUUCAACAAGACAAUUGGCCUGGCCCCUUCUAAAAUCAAUACCAUUUUUACAAGUGACUAAAGGCUGCUCUACAUUAAAAGAAAUGAAGGCCUGGUGGUGGGUAUCAAGGAGGGCACAUAUUGCAUGGAGCACUGGGUAUGGUACAUAAACAAUGAAUCUUAAAACAUUGAAAAAAUAAAAUUAAAUAAUAAAAUUAAAUAAAUAUAUAAAUAUAUUUCAUUACUUAAAAAAAGAAAUGGAAGUGACAUUACAAACAAACUCAUUGUCAAUUUUAGUGGAGUUCUGGUUCAGAAAAACAGCUAUCCAUGACAUUUUGGAGGCAAUUAGGAUAAUUUGAAUAUGUAUCAAACAUUGAAAGUUAUUAUGAAAUUUUUAUUAAUUUUCUUGGGUAUAGUAAUAGUAUUGUGGUUAUAUAGAGAACAUUCCUUGAAUUCUCAAAUAUUUGUUGAAGGAGGAUUGAAGAAUGAAGUGUCAUGAUGUCUACCACUGAGUAUCAUAUGUUUUAGCAAGAAAAUGUAUCCAUGUGUGGAAAUAAAUUGAGAAAAGUGUUAUAAUGU
Messenger RNA from Lutra lutra (Eurasian river otter), 4703 nucleotides. Its product is annotated as adhesion G protein-coupled receptor E2-like. Gene Ontology annotation, biological process: cell surface receptor signaling pathway; adenylate cyclase-activating G protein-coupled receptor signaling pathway. Gene Ontology annotation, molecular function: G protein-coupled receptor activity; calcium ion binding. Bases 15 to 2600 code for a protein of 861 amino acids. Lineage: Eukaryota; Metazoa; Chordata; Mammalia; Carnivora; Mustelidae. The transcript has 20 exons. The record is from RefSeq and is a predicted model, not a curated record. Gene Ontology annotation, cellular component: membrane.